This is a messenger RNA of Moneuplotes crassus, 1395 nucleotides long. NCBI's taxonomy places the organism in Eukaryota, Ciliophora, Spirotrichea, Euplotida, Euplotidae. The record is from the annotation of a GenBank genome assembly.
AUUAUAAGCAAGCAAUGGAAUGUGUUGACCAUAUCAAACAAGAAUGAUUAUGAGGCGACAGCACCAACAUAUAUAAAAUUCGAGAUGAGGACUUAUACAGGCGUUUCGUUGACCAGAUAGAUGCUAGCACAAGUGAUGGUUUCAAGUACAAGACAGAUUUAAACAACCUAAAGAAAAUGCAUUACAGUGCACCGAGUAGUCCAAGAAAGAACCAGUCAAAAACAAUAAACCCAUAUGGGAGUUCAACCAGUUAUAAAAACGACUCAAUUCCAAUUUCUGCAUUACAGAAUAUCACUCUAGUCGAGCAAAGGUAUAAAUAAAUACCCGAAGACGUUCAAGAAAAACAAAUAAAUUGAAAGUUCCUUUUGAGUCAAAGGUGAAUUCUUCGUGAGUACAUUCCCCAAAUAGCAAACUCAAACUAGAUGCUUGCCCAAGCCAUGAUUGAUAUGUCUGAAAGAUAAAUCAGAAUAAGAAUGAUAAUAAGUAUGCAAACAGUUACAGUUCCGUCCAUGAGUCUCCAAAGCUCACCUUUGGAGGGUACAAAUUCAGCCAUCUCCAUAAAUUCUCGACGAAUAAAUCAAGAGAGAUUUCGAAGGAGACUGCUGCUUCAUAUAAGGCAAAAAUGUAUAAAUGAGUCAAGCUUCCUUUAAAAGCAAGAAUCACCGAAAGUAGUAUAGACAGAACUGAUAAGUCCAACAGGGCCAGACAGAAAAUAAAGAUCAUCGACGCUACCGAGGGAGAUACUGAACCCAACCCUUCAAGACUUAAGCAAUUUGAUACUUCAAUGGUGCUACCAAGCUUGAAGAAGAGGAGAAUGUAUCCAUUGUCUUCAUCUUCUCAUAAAAAUCAUGAGAAGUUCAGAAUAAUGGCUUAUAACCAGAAAGCUUGUAAAAAUAUGUCGAAUCUUGACUUUUUACCUGAUGUGGAAUGUAUCGAUGCUUCGAGUGUAUACAGAAGAAAUUCACAUGUUUCAGUGUACCAUAAUCCAAAACUGUGUAAGAGUGAAAUGGAAGGAAGUUUCCAGAUCUCACCAAUGCCAUCCUUUUGAGAUCCUCCAGUAAUAAACUUAAAAGAGCGAACUAAUCCAAGGAUUCAAACAAGAUCGAAAAAUUCUUCAAGACCAAUCCAGUCAUUUGGGUUAUCACCAGAAAUAAGCCAGAUCCAUCUGGCUGUCUCUUCUGCUGAGGUGCAUGCCUCUACAAACAAUAUAUCUAAGAUUGAAGUCCCCAACACUGGCAAGGUUAAAAAGAUCACCUUGGCAUCAAAGCCAAAGACAGUAUUCACCCCUAUCAUAUGCCAUAAGCCCAUUAAGAAGAAGUUCAUGAGUGAUUCCAAGAAGAGGGGUAUAAACUCAGACAUUAUCUAUGACCUUAAGUUUUAAAUAGUAUUUCCACC